AUGCCUAAGGCUGCUGCUUCUCGCUCCGGCAAGCCCAUCAAGCGCCGCACCAAGAAGGACCCCAACGCUCCCAAGCGCGGCCUCUCUGCCUACAUGUUCUUCGCCAACGAGCAGCGCGAGAAUGUCCGCGAGGAGAACCCCGGUAUCACCUUCGGUCAGGUCGGCAAGCUUCUCGGUGAGCGCUGGAAGGCCCUGAACGAAAAGCAGCGUGCGCCCUACGAGUCCAAGGCCGCUGCAGACAAGAAGCGCUACGAGGACGAGAAGGCUGCUUAUAACGCUCAGGAGGAGGAAGAGUCUUCCUAA
Emericellopsis atlantica is the source of this 303-nucleotide messenger RNA. RefSeq names its product HMG box-containing protein. Lineage: Eukaryota; Fungi; Ascomycota; Sordariomycetes; Hypocreales; Bionectriaceae. The record is from RefSeq and is a predicted model, not a curated record. The transcript has 3 exons. Bases 1 to 303 code for a protein of 100 amino acids.